Molecule: messenger RNA, 1235 nt
Organism: Colletotrichum navitas
Lineage: Eukaryota; Fungi; Ascomycota; Sordariomycetes; Glomerellales; Glomerellaceae
Product: aldo/keto reductase
Exons: 3
Coding region: 277-1116 (279 amino acids)
Molecular function (GO): oxidoreductase activity
Source: RefSeq, a predicted model, not a curated record
AUUAAACCUGGUAAUCUGUGAGCUGCAUGAACGCCGCCCUAAAGCCCCAACACGUUGAUUUAUUUCCUUGAAAACUCGGUGCGUAAUGCACCGUCAGAAGCAGCAGGCUAAGGCUGUAAGCUCAGGUGAUUGGCGGUUGUUUGGCAGGUAUCUAUCGAAGCUGUCAUUUCCGGCCGGGACAAGUACCUUACCCUCUCCAUCAGCUUACUGCUACACCUCUCCCGACGGUUAUGCACUCGACGAAGACUUUCAGAUACCAUCUCUCCAUUGAUCCAAAUGCCGCACGCUGACAUGAGCAUUUCAUCGACCGUGUCUCUUCGGAACACGGAGAGCCGAAUGCCUAUUCUAGGCUAUGGCGUAUACCAAAUCAGCGAAGCCGAUUGCACUCGAGCAUGCCUCCACGCCCUCUCCGCCGGGUACCGGCACAUUGACAUUGCUCAGCUUUACAAAAACGAAGAAGCGGUUGGCGCUGCACUGCAGCAGUCCGGCCUUCUCCGCGAGGAGAUAUUUGUUACAACUAAAAUUCGCUAUCCUCUCGGAAAGGGAAAAUCAUACGAGCGUGCUUUGCAGAGUGUGCAUAGAAUAGACCCCCGUCCAGAGGGUUAUGUCGAUCUGUUCCUCAUACACUCGCCGCAUGUUCUCAAACCCAAAGAUCGAAGGGAACUCUGGACCGCACUGGAGAAGCUGUACGAGAACGGACGGGCUCGAGCGAUUGGGGUCAGUAAUUAUGCACCUGAGCAUCUUGAAGAGAUGAGGAGUUAUGCUACGAUUUGGCCGCCGGCUGUGAACCAGAUCUUGUUGCAUCCAUGGACACAGCAGCGUGAAACGGUAGAUUAUUGCCGUGAGCACGGCAUAGUGCUCCAGGCUUUCAGCCCACUAGCGAGAGGGACCGGGCUCCAGGACCCAACAGUGGCUGAAAUUGCAGUGAGGGUCGGGAAAUCUGUGGCCCAGGUUCUGAUCCGUUACUCUCUUCAAAAAGGCUGGGUGCCGUUGCCCAAAAGCGAGAAAGAGGAACGAAUCAAGCAAAAUGCAGACGUCUUUGAUUUCAAUCUCUCAGAGAGCGACAUGGCGUUGCUCAACAGCCUCGACCGCGGGGGAAAACCACGUUUUGAGUAGCCGACUUAUAACAGCUAGAUUACGUUCAAGAGUGGGCUCUGUACGAUUUGGUAUUCAUGUAGAGUCUGCAUAUGAUGUUAGGGUUCAAAUGUACUAUUGCUAGUAGUCUAUAUUCCACG